GCACCGUUCAGUGAAGUUUCGGCAGUGGGAGAGGGAGGUUGUGCGCCGCCGCGGGUCCUCAAGAUCUUUUGUGAUAACCUUUCCGCGGGUGGCAAUACAGUGGCGGCAAAGCAGGCCAUUGAUUGACGGCGGACUUACUGUUUGGAGUGGCUAGCGAACCCCGAACGCGGCGCCCGGGCGAGUCCACAAUACUGGAAAAAGUGGAUGUGUUUUUUCAGGCUUGUGUCCGUCGGUUGGCAUCGCGGGCUGCGGGAGGGAGGGUGAGGCCGGGGGGCGACGACGACAGUGCCUCGUUCCGUCCUCAGCGGCACUCUCGCUCAGGGCAUUCCUCGCUGUCUUCCUUCGCCAUGGACACGUGGGCCUAGACCACCAAUUAUGGGACGCCCCCCCAAGCCCCGCCUCCAGGAUGAGGUCUCCGUCGUGAGCGUGGAGGGCGAGGUGGUCUUUGCAGUGCUCACUCUCCAGGCAGACCGAUGUGCGGCCCCCACUGCCGGGGACCUGGGCCCCUAGGGUUCCGCGAGCGGCCCUCACCCACUGCCAGCCGCGCCACCGAUCUGACGGAGGCGCUGAGGGAGGGUCAGCCCUGUGUGGGUGUUCAGAGCCGCCGCCCCUCGAGUGUCUUACGUGAACCGCCCUCCGCCAGCCACCAUGGGCAAGGGGCGCAGCGAGGGCCUGCUCUCAGACCCUCCCUCAACUUCGGCCUCGGCCUCAGCCUAUUCCUGACCUCCGCCCUGCUCUUCGCCGCCUUCCACCCCGCUGACGCAGGGCUGGCUUUGAGCGAACACAUUCAACACUUCGAGCCAGUCUUCUACAGUCCCGCCCAGCUCCUACACCACCACCGGAGAGCCAAGCGAGACACCUCACACCGUCUCCACCUGGACUUCACCGCCCACAACAGGCUGUUCAAGCUGCGGCUGCGGCGGGACACCUCCCUCUUUGCCGACGAUGUCGUGUUCGAAUCCACGUCCGGCCCUGUCGACUUCGACCUCGGCAAGGUGUACUCUGGCGUGCUGGAAGACGACCAUCUGUCGGAGGUGUCGGGCGUGGUGACCAACGAGGGCUUGUUCGACGGCCACGUGUCGACGCCCUCGGAGCUGUACUACCUGGAGCCUGCCAGCAGGUACCUGCCCAACGCCGAGUUCCAUUCCGUCAUGUACAAGGCCUCGGAUGUGGUGCACCCGACGGCGGCGCGCUGCGCCUCGCAGCAGCUGCACCUGCGGGGUCGCGUCCACACGCCGUGGGCGCCCCACCCGCCUCCCACAGAGGACGCCGGGGCCUUCGAAGGCGUGCCGCCCCCUGUGGGCCCCGCGCUCUCGCCCCGCCGGGCCUCGUCGCCUUCCUCUCAUUCUUCCAUUUCGUCCAGCGUGGCCGGGGGCGGCGCCCUCCCCACACCCAAGGCUGUGAACCCUCGCGCCCCCCCGCCUACCUCGCCCCCCGCCCGCCAGCCUCAGCAGCAGCACCACCGCCGCCCUCUUAGUCAGUCAUCCUCAAAGAAACAUAUUUUUUAUAAGAAAUCGCCGUCUUUUGUACAGCAAUUUAAAAAGGGGGCGAGGGAGGCCCCCCAAGGUGCUCAGUCCCCCACCGCCACCCAUUCCCCAGCUCCCAACCACAACAGCUCCGCCCUCCCCGCCGCCCACCUCCACCACCCCGCCAACCACCUGGACUUCCAGCUGGUAUACGAACCGACGCGGGGCGGCGCUGCCUCUGCCCCCAGCGAUCCCUGGAACUACACCCGCCGGGGUGUGGGGAGGAGGCCCCCCGCCGUGCUUCCAGACGAGCCCGCGCCCUGGCCAAGGAGAGGCCCCAGGAGGAAAAGGUCGGGCGUGGAUCCUCUCAAAACCACCUGCAUGCUGUACCUGCAGGCUGACCACCUCUUCUUCGAGAAAAUCGGAUCAGAAGAGGCGUGCAUUGAAACCAUGACCCGCCACGUGCAGCGCGUCAACAAUAUCUAUCGCGUUACAGACUUCGAUCUCGAUGACGACGCAGAUGAGAUCGGAUUUAUGAUCAAGCGCAUUAAAGUACACACGAAGGAGGCGCUGCAUGAUCCCGCCUACCGCUUCCCUGGCAACUACGGGGUGGAGAAGUUCCUGGAGCUCUUCUCGGAGGAGGAUUACGAUGCCUUCUGCCUCGCCUACAUGUUCACCUACAGGGACUUUGAGGGGGGAACUCUGGGCCUGGCAUGGACGGGGGACCUCAAGAAUGCAGGGGGAGUGUGUGAGAAAAAUGGACACUACAGAGGUAGUCUUAAGAGCCUCAACACGGGGAUCGUCACUCUCCUGAACUACGGCAAGCAUGUUCCUCCUGCCGUCAGCCACGUCACUCUUGCUCAUGAGAUUGGGCACAAUUUUGGUAGCCCCCAUGACCCAGAGUCCGACACCCGCUGUACUCCUGGUGGGGAGGACGGCAACUACAUCAUGUUUGCCAGGGCCACGUCGGGUGACAAGCGGAACAACAACAAGUUCUCCCCGUGCUCAUUGCGACAGAUCAACAGUGUCCUCAACUCCAAGGCACGGGACUCCAAGGGGUGCUUCACUGAGCCACAGAAGGCAAUUUGUGGCAAUGGUGUGGUGGAGAUUGGUGAGGAGUGUGACUGUGGCUGGGAAGAGGACUGUGAUGAGUCGUGCUGCUACCCCAUGAAGAACAACCCCAAGAAGCACCAGACGCCCUGCACGCUGAGGCCUGACAAGGUCUGCUCCCCGUCCCAGGGCCCAUGCUGCACCCACGACUGCAAGAAGAAAGUGGGUGACAAGUGCCGAGAUGACAACGGGUGUCGUGAUGCAUCCUUCUGCAAUGGUCGAGGGCCAGAGUGUCCUCCAUCAACCAACAAACCAAACAAGACAAUCUGCAACAAGGAGUUUGUGUGCUACAAGGGUGAGUGCAGCGGCUCCAUCUGUCUGGCAUAUGGUCUGGAGUCGUGUCAGUGUGAGCGGCACCCUGGGGACCCCAUCACCAAGUCCUGUGAGCUGUGCUGCAAGCUGCCAGGAGAGAACAACCCUUGCAUGUCCUCCUUCGAGUGGAAUACACCACCCUAUGACAUCCCAGACAUGUACGCGAAGGCUGGCACGCCCUGCAACAACUACAAAGGUUACUGUGAUGUGUUCAAGAAGUGCAGAGAGGUGGAUCCUUCCGGCCCCUUGGCAACUCUGCGUGGACUGCUGCUGAGUGAUGAGUCUCUAGCCAGUCUGCAGCGGUGGAUUGUGCAGCACUGGUAUGCCGUCCUCUUCGUGGUGCUGGCCUUCAUGGUGCUCCUGGUGGCGAUAGUGAAGGUGUUCGGGAAGGCUCCUCAGCCAGUCAAGCUUAAGAAGAACCGCACCGUCCAGCAUAAGAAUUCUGCUGCUCUGCAGUACUCAGUCACACCCACAGCAGGUGCCACCUCCAACGGCACUACUGCUAACGGCACCACCGCCAACGGCACCAUGGCCAACGGCACGGCUGACAUCACCACUAACCAUGUUGUGCACCCCACGGUGGUGAGGACCAACCUGCCCUUCAAGAGGAAAGUGAAUGAGGUGCGGCGAGCAGCCACCAAAGCCAAGCGGGUGGCCAAGAGUCAGCUGAGUCGGCCACACAAGAGGCCGAGUCGCCGUCCUGACGGCACUGUCACAUCUCCCACAGAUUCUGAAAAGAGUGGCCCUGGGGCAGUGGAUGGUGCCGCAGGGGGUGGGGAGGCACGAGUCAAGGGCAGGCUGUCCAGCAGGUUCUCCAUCAUCAGCUUCAAGGCCUUCCGCCCCAAGUCACUCAGUCCAGACAAACACAAAGGCAAGAGUCCUGACAAAAGGAAAUCAAAGAGUAGCAAUGAUAAGAAGUCCAAAUCAAAACCCAGCAAAACUCACCAUCGCAGUCGCAGUCCCGACAAGAAGAGAAGAGCUGAGGCUCAGGACAAAGCCAGAAAAUCCCGCAGUCCUAACAAACGCUCCAGCCUGGAGGACGAACGCAGAAAGUCCAGAAACCGCUCAGUGAGUCCUGAUAAAGCACGCAGAUCUUCCAGUCCAGACAAACAGCGACAGAAAGUGAGAAGUCCCGAAAAACACCACAGGCUUGGUGAAGGCAACUGGCUUAUAAACAAGUUCUUGGCAGAUGAGGAGAAGACAGCUAAGCCUGUUGUCAAUGGAUCCCUCAUGGGCUCCCUGAAUGGAUCCCUCAGCUCAGUGAAUGCUGUGUUGGGAGGUGCCAAUGGCAGCCCCCAUAUGAGUGGAGCAAGGAAUGGCUCUACUCGAGGGCUGCUUGCUGGAGACAGCAACAGAGCCAGUCCCAUGCGGGGCUUUGUCAACGAGGCCUUCAUUAGUUCUCCCAGAGGAGCUCGCACUCACAGCUCUCUCAGAGUCACUAAGUCAGUCAGUCCUGAGGGACUAGACUGUGACUUUGGGCAGAGUAAAUACAGAAGAUCCAUUAGUAUGGAGGCAUACAACAGACCUCCAUCCAGCCCAGACAAGAGAAAGCGCUCAGUGCUGGACGAAGGACUCAGUCCUGACAAGAGGAGACGGUUCAGCAGUCCAGAGAAGAAUCUAAAGCAGCACAGUCCCUCCAAGGAGAGGCGGCUAACUUGCCCCGAGAGGCCCCGUCGUGCAGCUUUAAUAGCAGAGAGAAGACUCUCCUCCACGUCUCCGCCGUCAUCAAAGACCAACUCAUACUCCUCUGUGCCCGAUCGCCUUCGGGAGAAGCUCUCGCUCAUCACUGCCAGCCCUGCAGGCAGCAUUGCCUCCAUCCUCCCUCCAUCAGAGACAGCAGACACUGUCAGUGUCCACUCGUCCACACACUCCUGUCACUCCAGCCAGAGCCAGCCCAAGGAAUGGGUGUGAAAUCCUCUUCUUUGGCUUGACUGGGCCAGAAACUUUAAGCACAUCUGGGUGGCUUUUUUUUACUGUGUAACUCUUGUAGUGCAGUUGACUGGUCCUGUUGUUGUUUCUCCCUGAAGGCAUUGUCUGCUGGGCACACAACACCUCUGCGAGAGACUACAGUGUUUCCGUCUUACUCACAUGUGAGGGUUCAUCAUCCACUUUGUGCCAACAAAUUUGUAAUGUUUCAUAGAUCAUAUAUAAAUAUAUAUAUAGAUCUAAGAUUUUACAAGUCCAGUAUUCUGAUGUGGUUUGCACUCUGAUGGUUUUGAUAACAAGGGGAAUAGUAAAGAGUGCAUAAGAGAUGUGAUACACUGGUGCAGGACCACACUGGGGCACUACCCACUCACAUGCCUUUAUUUAAUGGGUAUUUAUUUUCUCCACUACAACCAACUAGACUAUGUUAAGUAAUUAAUCUUACUUUUAGUCAAUAACACCAAUGUUCUUGCUUUGUGAUAAUAUUUUUAGGUUAACACUACACAUCUUUGUCUUGCUCAAGGCCAAAGCAGCUGAUAAAGAGAGGUGAGUGUGCAGCAGGUGUGGGAGGCUGGGCAGCAUCCUGUGUUGUGCCAAAACACUACACCAAUCAUGAAGUGCUCCUGUGAUCUUCACUUCCUCUCUGUGCCUCCUCCUCUCCUCCACCACUCACUCCCCAGUCGCAGCUGUGCUGGUGCCCCACACCUGUCUCACACCCGCAUUACACUCAACAUGCAGACCUUUUAGUGAGUUCCAUUACUCAGAUUCAUUAUUCAUUAAUCAGUUGAAAUACACAAUCUUUAACAAGUUUUAGGUUCUCCUCAUGCAAAACAAAUUUUAGCAUUCCCCAUUAUGUGGUUAAACAGUCCUGUAAGUGUGUAGUUUAAGGCUGCUACAUAUUAUACCCUGUGAAUUGUGAAUUGUGCAGGUAUUUUGAUAUUUUCAAAGAUUAUUAUUAUGCUAAACCAAUAGUGUGCUUCAGACUGCAGUAGAAGAGUGUUGACUGACACGACACGUAGCAUGUUAAAGUGUAAUCUAAGAGCAUCAUUUUGGUCUACUUUAUUUAGUAUUUAAUUCUGGUACACUGAUCCUUUGUUUUUCUCGAUGUGUGUGUGUGUGUGUGUGAGAGAGAGAGAGAGUGGAAUAAAGGAAUGAAAGGAAGAAAAUAGGAGUAAGCAAGGAGUAGGUGAAGGGAGGAAAGCAGGGAAUACAUUGUGUCUUUUAUGUUGUUUGUCAGUCAUAAGUUUUGCCCUGCCUGGUCGUCAUGGUGAGUCAUAACCAGCUCCGAUUCGAACUCACCAUUGUUCAAACCUUCGAAGCUGAGGUGGUCACAAUCUUAUCAUGGCGAAGAAGCAGGACACAACUUACGACUGUGACUGUGCACGACGAUGUCUGUGAGUAAAGUAGAAGCCAGGGAACUGCCUGAAGAAGUAUUGAUUGCAUUCAUGUAGUAUGGAGCUUAAAAGGAUACAUGGAAUACGGCAAAGUAGGCAUGCCAACUAUAUUGUUGUCACGUCAACUCAAUUAUUGUAAAUUCCAUUAUUUUCAUCAUUAUCUAUUAGUUAUUCUUCCCAUGAUGGUAGCAAAAUUCAGUACUGAAGUAGUUUGCCAUGAUGCGCUAUGGUGAUCAUGCUGACCACCAUACUGCUGAGUGGCCCCGUAUAAUAGUGAGUGCCCAGAGGUGAGAGAGGGGGUGCUAACCAAUAUUUCAAAUCUUCAACCACUGCCUGCCUGAUUCACCAGUUACCAGUUGCCAUGUAACUUCUGUAGUGAGAAAAAAUUAUACGUCACAGAAUCGGCCAGACAUCAGUUAAAUAUUUACCUGGAGAGAUGCCUUAACACAAAGUACUUAUACCUAACAAUGACAAUAUUUCCAACAAAGUUCAAUCCCCACGUGCAUCCCCUCCCCACACCUUGGAAAUUCCUGGGUACAAAUCUGUAGAACUUUGUGUUACCGUGAAAAAAAAAAAUUAAAAGAUCGUAGGUUUUAGAAAGUCCAUAAUCUAAUAGCUGCCCGCUUCCCGACGUGUACUAUUAUAUAUUAUGUGUCGGAUAGAAGUGCUUCCAGUCCCUGCUAUGACUUGUAAACAUAAUCAGACUUUAAAAGAUAGGUAAAAUAGCUGUUCUCAAAGAAAAAGUCAUGAGACAUAGGUAGUGUAAGGUAAAAAUGUUGAAAAGGCAACCUGGAAGUAGAUGUGUUGACAGCAGACUGAGUGAGGCAAAGUGAGUGUUACUGUGUUCUCCUUUCGUUAUUGUUUUCGUGACAGUGCCAUUGCUCUUGCUGCUUUCAAUGUCUACACUAUGCAUAAUGUUUUCGUGGCCACGCGCAGCCACGCAACACCUCAUAGUCAUUAAUAUCAAAGCCAAAUUAACGAUGCCAGCCAUAGCCCAAGCAGAGGGCAUGGGAUUGAUCUAAAGCUCUGCAAGUCCACCAGUAAUAGUCCUUCUCUAUUGGCAGUGAAUAAGUCUCACGUGCAACAUUCAGCGAGCAAUUUGUUAGAGCGUCACGCGAGCAUGAUCAGCGGAGCCAUGUCACCGUUACCAAAACCUGUACACGUUGUCUUGUUAUCAUCACCGUAGCUGUUGUUUACGUUGAUAUACACACAUUCCCUGUUGUGUCUUGGCGAUAUGUUAUUUACUCAUACGUUACAUCUAGUUUCUAUCCUCUCCCGUGUUAUUUCUAGUUCUUAAAAUGAGAAAACUCAGGAUCUGUACCUGACGCAGGGGGCGACGUCAUCACCCCGCGUUUGGGGCAGAGGUGGCCACGUUGGGGUCCCGCUUCUUAUUCCUAAGUGGUGUCUAAGGUGUUGUGGGUCACGCAUGUAGCUCCUAGGUGAAGGCGAGGGCAUUGUGGUUAUGUUAAGGCCGGGCCACUGUGGGAGCACCUCCAAUCCUUCUGUGUGUGGGGUUAUGGAGUUUAUUUUGUAUUCUUUGUCAGCCGUUGAAUGGGGUUGUGUCUUGCAUUCUAAGGCUUUAUUGGCAGCGUCUGGGGGUGUGGAUGAAGCUUUUUGAGGUUGUGUAGUGAAGCUGCAGAGUCUUGAACGAGUCUCGGGUGCCGUAAGCAGAGCCUUAAACAAAUUAUAUUUUCCUUCUUUGGCAACGCCAGACCCGCCUGAUGGUGUCUUGUUGGAUCACAUUUUCGGGAAAAAAUGGUGCAAAAAAUGUGCCCGUCGUUUUCUUUAAUGGCAUCCUGCGCCAGGUGAGAGGCACUCCUGAGGAGCAGCGCGUGGCGUGCCCAGUGGUGCGCCUCGCACAAGAUGCGUGACGUCGACUUACCAUCACAUCACCCCUCACUCGCGAUGCAUCAGACGUUUGGUUGACGUUUUUAUAACUCUGGUGUACUUCAGUGGAGAUCUUUUGUAAUGUUUUAUUAAAGUGUGACCCUGUCAGGCGAGGCCGAGGCACGGACCUGCCACCAUUUCUCCCCUGCCACCGCCAGUCGCCGCCUCGCCGCCACCAUCAGAUGGGCUGGCCAGCGCGUUUUCAUCUGCCGUUAGAUAUCCAAUUUUCUAUGACAUGCCAUUCAAUACUAUUUGUACGACAUUACCAUUUUGACAAUAAAAUGAAGAAAGUAA
Molecule: messenger RNA, 8386 nt
Organism: Portunus trituberculatus (swimming crab)
Lineage: Eukaryota; Metazoa; Arthropoda; Malacostraca; Decapoda; Portunidae
Exons: 14
Coding region: 474-4799 (1441 amino acids)
Biological process (GO): membrane protein ectodomain proteolysis; Notch signaling pathway
Cellular component (GO): plasma membrane
Molecular function (GO): metalloendopeptidase activity
Source: RefSeq, a predicted model, not a curated record